Molecule: messenger RNA, 1721 nt
Organism: Cladophialophora immunda
Lineage: Eukaryota; Fungi; Ascomycota; Eurotiomycetes; Chaetothyriales; Herpotrichiellaceae
Exons: 1
Coding region: 67-909 (280 amino acids)
Biological process (GO): mitotic sister chromatid cohesion
Cellular component (GO): NatA complex
Molecular function (GO): acyltransferase activity, transferring groups other than amino-acyl groups
Source: RefSeq, a predicted model, not a curated record
CGCUCCUCGGGGCAGGGUUCCAGCUUCAGUGCGGAAUGGUGUUGCAACGAAGAAUGCAAGGUCAACAUGCCUCAAGCUAGUCUUUUUUCGUAUUUCUCGAAAUCGGUGACUUCAGCGCUCUCUAUCCCGCCAACUACUAGAGAAGACGACAAUAUCACCCCCGAUCACGACGCGUGUGUGCGUGUCCCCAACAGCCCUGGACUAGGUAUCAUCGAAGCGGCACGAAAACAAGCCUCUCAGAGACCGACCAAUCCAAUUGUCUACACUUUGAAAGCCGAGGAAGACGAAGUCGAAAGCCGGAGGUCUGAGGAUGUCUCCCAAGAGUCAAAGCAGGUGAUCGUGGAAGCCAAGGAUCCCUCAAGUGACCGCCUACAGCAAUUUGACGCUGUUUCUAUUCCCCAUCUCCCAAAAGCUCUUGUUGCACCAGUUACAGCACCACACCUUCCUGCUAUUCAGCGUCUUACAGCGACAACCCUUCCUAUUCGGUACAGCGAUGCCUUCUUUACUACGACAUUGACAGAUCCGAUUGUCAACAAACUGUCUCGCGUCGUCCUAUAUGCGUCACAACCUGUUGGCUGGAUCCGCUGCCGCUUGGAGCCAUGCUCGCCGAAUAGUUCUCUCAUCACUCCCUCGCCACCUUCUAAGAUCUAUAUCCAAGCUCUAGCUCUCCUCUCGCCAUAUCGUGGCCUCGGCCUCGCAACAUUACUGCUGGACACUAUCUUAUGCUCGGCUAGUGCCCAAGCUGCUGACACAGUGUGCAUAUAUGCACAUGUCUGGGAGAAGAACGAGGACGCCCUGGAGUGGUACGCCAAACGUGGCUUCAAGCGCGUCAUGCUUGUUGAUCACUAUUACAGAAAGCUGCGACCCAGCGGUGCUUGGAUUGUUAGGAAAGAGUUGGAGGGUACCUGACUUCUGCACUUGAUGGAAAAGGUCCUUUCACUCUCAUGCACCGGGUUCUUUACUGUUCGAUCCAGGCGACUGCGACCAAGUUGUGUCCGCUCACACUGCCAGCAAAUAAUGGCGCUAUGCUCGCUUCGUCCGCUGCCCGCGCCCGGAGGUAUUCCUGAAUGCGGGAGCACCACAUCUGCUAAGCGUGGGCGGAAAGAUCUCAUUAUAUCCCGGCCUCAAGGGGCAUAUAUGGUUAAGAUUCGGCAAAUAAAGUCAUCGACUACGAUUUCUGAUAAUUCUGACUUGAAAGACAGCACAAGAGGCAUCGUCGGCUUGUGGAGGUGGUGUGGUGCCCAACAAUAUUGCGGCAUGUGCCACAAUCAACCCACAAAUAACCACGUGAAGCAUGCAACGGUCCAGCAGCUUGUCAAGGGGUCAAGUUGGGAACGAACUCUUCGAAGAUGAAACGGCAUGCGAUGCAGUAAGAAGAUCGAACAUCUUGCUUCCAUGCGGCACCUGGUGAAUCAACUCUUGAGAUAGUUGUCUUCAACUUCUGGUGACGACCUCCGAAGCGCUCUGAAGCAUCGUGAAGGAAGUCGGUUCGAUACUUGCUGUACAAGCAAGGACACCGGGGGACAUUUGGACGGAACCCUAGGGUUCAUUGCAAUCAUUUUUAUUCCAUUCGCAUGUGGUACCCGUACCCUGUUUUAACUAUAUACACUGGGUUGAAGCCUCGAGCGGAAUACAAGCUUCCCGGAACGGAGACAUAGCUUUACAGUACAGAUGAGACGUAGUUCUCCUCCAUCUUCCGUACUUCCCGCUUGAAGAUCUCU